GGGAGGGGCGAUUGCGGUGCGUCCAGUUCGCCGCCGCGUCAGUGCCUCCCGGUGCGCGCCACUCGACGCUGCGUUGUUGUCGUGCGCGCUCUCAACUUCGCUUCAUGCGACCCGCGAGUGCUCAGUGAACUCCAACUUCUGGAUCCUCACCAUGCGUGGACUAGUGAUGUUAUUACUUAUGGCCACGGCCACCCUCGCCGACAGGAAAAUGACCAUCUACGAAAAACUCCGAGAGGACGCGGACCUCUCGCAGUUCCUGGCGCUGCUGGAGCGCAACCAGAUCGCCAACUCGACGCUACAGUUCCGACAGAUGACGCUAUUCGCGCCCACCAACCAGGCCUUCCAGCGUUACAACGGGGACAUGGAUGACUCGCUCGUUCUGUACCACAUAUCAAACCUGGCGAUAACGCUGACUAAUUUGGACUACGCCAUAUCGUCGGAGCUGGACGGCAACCCGCCGCUGUGGGUGACGCGGCGCCGCGACGCCAUGCACGACGACAUCUACAUCAACAACGCUAAGGUCGACGUCUCCCGCUCCUACCAGGCCGCCAACAGGAACGGCAAGAGACAGGUGCUCCACGUGAUAGACCAAGUCCUGCAGCCGCUGCAGCCACACGUCUCAGGCUCCACCAGUAACCCGGUGUACAACCCCAACGCUUACCAGUUCCUCGAACACUCCGACCUCUUCAACAUCGGCGUUCACAGGCUCAGGUCAUUCAGACAGAAGGUGAAUCAAUUGAAAAAGAAAGAAGUUCUGAAUGCUGAUGGCAGACAUACGUUCUUCAUUCCAGUCGACGAAGGUUUUAAGCCAACGACGAGAUCAGACCUGAUCGAUGAGAAGGUAGUAGACGGGCAUGUGAUUCCGCACCACGUCCUCUUCACGCAAGCGACACCCGAUGGACGUGAGUUCGAGACUCUGGCCUUUGGAGACAAUGUGAAGGUCAUCAUUUCCUUCAGCACAGCUAUAAAUGGACGAGAGGAAAUCACAUACGUGAAGUCCAACACUGUGGCUGGUGACACGAAGCACAGUAAAGGUGUGGUGAUGGCCGACAUUGUCCGAGCGAACAUCCCCGUCAAGAACGGCGUGGUUCACCUGAUCCAACGGCCUCUCAUGGUCGUCGACACAUCCAUUGUUGACUUCUUGAAGGUCAGUGAGAAAGAAGAUGGGCCUCUCUGCAAGUUCUACGAAGUGAUCAUGGAUCUAGGUACCAACAAUCAGUUCCUGGUGGAACUCUCGACUGGGAAAGACCUCACCCUCUUCGCUCCCUCCAACGAAGCUUGGAACGAAUUCAGCGUGCAAAACAUCAUGAGAAACCAUCCAAGAUUAAACGAGAUAUUGAAAUUGCAUUUAGUUCGGGAAAGGUUACCAAUGGAUCUGAUACUACAGAAUAAUUUGAACCAGAUUUAUCAAGCUCCCACGGCGUUGGCUAAAAAGUACUUGUACUUCAACGUGUUGACGAAAGGUCACAACCAGACACUGACAGUGGAGGGAGGGGGGGUGAACGCAACUGUCUCUCAGCCCAACAUCGCGGCCACCAAUGGAUUCAUCCACAUCAUCGAUAGAGUACUUGGUGUUCCUUACACCACUGUCUUUGAGAAACUAAAAACGGACCCGAUGCUAAACAUCACAUACAACUUAGGCAAGCGCCAAAUGUUCAACCAUCCACUUAAUGAAAUGGAACACCGAUACACAUAUUUUGUGCCACGAGACCACGCAUGGUUGAAAUUUCAAAUCCGACAUCCGUCUGCUUUCAAAGCGUUGUUCAGAGAGGAUUACGGAUAUUUUACGAAACAAAUCCUAGAGAGGCACUUGAUCAGAGCAGGUCGUGCCUACUCUGUGUCAGACUUGAAACUGUUAGCAAACGAUACGCACCCCUUCGUGCUUCCUACGUCACGGGACCCGCUGCGGAUGCGUGUCAAGGAAUCUGAUAAGAAUUACUACGUGGAGUGGAACGGGCGCUGGAUCCACGUGUUCCGACCAGAUGUCGAGUGUACUAAUGGCAUCAUCCAUGUCAUCGACGAACCCUUCGUGUUGGAGAGCGACAUCCAUGCAGCUGGCAGUGCAGAAACCCUCUGCCUCGCAAAUACUUUCUUUUUGCUACUAAUUUCUUUUGUUUUCGUUCGUAUUUUAGAAAACUAAAAUAGAAUAAAAGAACUUUUUCAAAUGCCAUAUCACUUUGAUACUGGCCGAAUUGUUUGCAAUAAUGUUAGCGGGAAAAGUGACAGUUCAAGCACACCGAUGUUACUGUCAAAAUGUGAUGUUUGGGAAUGUCAUGUGACGUGAAAUUUUAAAGUGUGGUGCGUUUUAUGCGCGUUUUGUGGCAAAUGGAGGCAGCAUGUGUGUUGAAUCAGUAGUAAGCGUUCCUUUUUAGCUUUGAUUUUUUCAAUGGGGACUUUAUUAUUUUAUAUCAGCGAAAGGAACGAUCUUUAUGUUACCAAUGAAUAUAUGACUUUCGGUUGUUUAUUAUUUGCAGUCAAUUAUUUAUUGUUACGUAAAUAAUAAAAGUGAAGUGAAGUGAAUUUGUCAAUACUUAAGUAAUUGGACAAAUAAAUUCAUUAGGAAUGUGUAAACUAUCCAAUUCUUAUAGGUUUUAACUCGUAGUGAAAAAUUGUAAUGGUUGAGUACUUUGAUAAAUCAUCAGCCAUUUUGUGCAAGACUCAACAAUAUUGCUUAAAAUUAUAAAAUAUUAUAAUAAUAUUAUUAACGAUAUUUAUACACUGCCAGUAGGAAAUUUUGAUCACAAUGUUUUAAACAUUCAGAAAGUAUUUUGGGUAUUUUAUUUACAAAGAACGUUUGGAGAAUACGUAGGUACUUACUUACAAUUGCUAUUGAAAAUAUUUCGAUCCAAAAUAACAGAUUUUGAGACUUUUAUACUUAGUAAAAUUAUUAUAAAUGAUACUUUAUAUCAUAUAUCUCGGAUAAUAUUGGUUAAAAUAUUUAAAAAACAAAAAUAAUUUAUCAUCUCAUUCCAUACUUUAGUCCCUCGUGCCUUCUUUUGGAAAAGUUGACAUUAUUUAAAAACUUAGCAAGUAUAAUAACGAUCAUUAUCUAUCUGUUAUCGUCUUAGACUGCAAUAUUUACAUUCCAUGUUAUAUCUUAAAAAUCUAUUUAUAAUUAAAUAUUUUAAGCAAAUUAUUAAAGUUGUUUAUACUAUAUUGGUAAUAAAUAUUUCUUUUCUUCGCAAAAAUACUUAAUAUGAAUAUUAAAAUCGACUCCUAUAUCUCUCAAAAUAUUCGGUUACUAAUUUAAAAAAAGGAUUUCAUUGUAAAUUGUCGUUUGACCAGUGGUUGAGAUAUAUGUGGCAGUAGGUAUUACAUAGAGUAAGAGGCGCGAAUUUAUGUCUGAUAUUAUUUAGGGUCACCUUUCAACUGAAGGUAAGUUAAACAUUAUUAAUUUUAAAUGUAUAUAGGGAUGAAUGUGCUUAAAGUUACGGUGCAUUUGUGAUUCUCUUACGUUUAAUUAAGCAGGUGUAAAUAUUUUGUAUAAGUUAUAAUUAACAGUUCUACGUAUUAUUAUAUUGUUUAGUAGCUACUACUAUUUCCAAGCGACUGAAAACUUAUCACGUCAUACUGAUUAUGCAAUUAAUUGUAUCUUAUAAUCUUAAAGUUAAUAUAGAAAUGCUGCUUCGACGUUUAGAUAAACUUGGCCGAUAUAAAUUCUUUCGGAUGUAACUUACGAAAACGCAAUUCAUAUUACAUAUAGUACCUACUUAGUAUACAGUUCGUUCAUAAAGUUCUUCAUAUAAACUUACUCGUCCAAUAGGAAAGAAACACCUGAUUAACAAGCUAAGACCUCAAAGCUGCAUUUCUCCAGUAGAUAUUUCUAUGAAAUUCUUUGUAAUCAAUUAUGAGCUUUGUAUGAAUCAAUGUACAUACCAACAAGCGUAUUAGUCGCUUUCUAGGUUUGUAAAAUAAAACCUAAAAUGCCAAAGCAAUCGCAGAUGACGUCAACAUUACACUGUAUAUCUAUGACACAUUAUACAAUCAUAAAAUAGAAACAGUUUUUGGAUAUUGAAAUAAGAAUUGAUAGAUGUUUUAAAACACAUAUACAAUGUAAUUUUAAUAUGUAGUGUUAUACGUGGGACAAAGGUUCCAAGACAAUAUGAUUUUGACCAAAUAUUAAACCAAAUAUUUGGUUAAGUACAUCGUAAUUCCAUUUAUUAGUGGCGUUCUUUGUAUCUCAGAAUAAUGUCAAAUUAGUUAGCGUUAACUAAUGAAUGACGUACGUGUUUAUGAAUAAAGAAUUUACGUAUAAAAA
Messenger RNA from Pectinophora gossypiella (pink bollworm), 4258 nucleotides. RefSeq names its product fasciclin-1 (gene Fas1). Bases 152 to 2140 code for a protein of 662 amino acids. NCBI's taxonomy places the organism in Eukaryota, Metazoa, Arthropoda, Insecta, Lepidoptera, Gelechiidae. Gene Ontology annotation, cellular component: extracellular matrix. Gene Ontology annotation, molecular function: cell adhesion molecule binding. Gene Ontology annotation, biological process: extracellular matrix organization; cell adhesion. The transcript has 13 exons. The record is from RefSeq and is a predicted model, not a curated record.